Triticum turgidum subsp. durum (durum wheat) is the source of this 543-nucleotide messenger RNA. Lineage: Eukaryota; Viridiplantae; Streptophyta; Magnoliopsida; Poales; Poaceae. The record is from the annotation of a GenBank genome assembly.
AUGGCUUCACAGGCGGCAUCUGCUUGCAGGACGACCAUCCUACUCGCCGUCGUUUUGGCCGCGUUGGUCCUGCCAUCCUUAGCUUGUCGGAAGGCUCUCGCUCGAGCUCCGGCUCCGGCUCCCGCUCUGGCUCCAGCUCCAGCUCCGGCGCUGGCUCCGGCCCCGGCUCCGGCGUCCGUGAUACUAUGCCAGGAUUGUGACUCACGGUGUCAGGCGGCGUCGAUUUGCGAUGCCUACGUUGCCGCGGCGGGCUGCGGAAAUGCCUGCAGCGGCGCGACGCCGGACUGCGAGCCCUGCAAGUCCGAGGUCCUCCGAGUCUGCUUGCCCAGCUGCAACGAGGGCUGCCCCAGGAACUGCGCUGAGUGCGACUGCCCCAGUGUAUGUGCCAAUGCCUGCGGCGACGGCGCCAUGCGCCAGUGUAAGGAGAAGUGCGUCUACUCCUUCUACGCGGUCGACUCCUGCCACAAAUGCUGGGACAGGGCCCGCGCGCGGUGCACCGAUGCCUGCAACAGCGACUGCGAGGCCAACUGCGUCAGCGGCUGA